AUGAGACUCAAAAACAAAUUAUAUUUAAAGAUUAGAAGAUUACCAAACCAAUAAUUUCAAGAAGUGCUUGAGAAGUUAAACUCUAAGAAUAAGAAAUAAAAACCUAAAAAAGAUAAUCUGAAUAAUAGAUAAGACUAAGAGAAUUAUACACUAAGCAAAGUGAGUUAGACACUAAAUAAGGUGAAUCAGACACUAGACUAGGUGAAUUAGACACUAAACCAGGUAAAUUAGUAAUAAACUUAGAUAAAUGAGAUCAAGGAAAAAUUAGAAUAAAAUGAAUGUAAUUGCAAUUGCUAUAUAUUUUGA
Molecule: messenger RNA, 306 nt
Organism: Tetrahymena thermophila SB210
Lineage: Eukaryota; Ciliophora; Oligohymenophorea; Hymenostomatida; Tetrahymenidae
Exons: 1
Source: RefSeq, a predicted model, not a curated record